Messenger RNA from Moneuplotes crassus, 1032 nucleotides. The record is from the annotation of a GenBank genome assembly. NCBI's taxonomy places the organism in Eukaryota, Ciliophora, Spirotrichea, Euplotida, Euplotidae.
GGGAAGAUAUGUAAUUAACGAGCUCUUCUAGACCUAAGAUUCUCCACGAAUUCGUUCUCUCCUGACAAGACCAUCGCCGUUUUGGAGCAGAAGAUCUCUCUCCUCCAGCAAGAGCUGCAAGAGCUUAAGGAGAGGGAGAGAAUGAGGAACAAAAUGAAUGAAAAUGUUAUUAAGGCAUUGAAGGAAAAUUCAAAACAUACUGAAUUUGAGAAGGAAAUGAUGAAAUUUCAGCUGGAUGCAUAUGAAACUUUACGGUGUUCAAAAUUUGAGAAGUUUGCGCCCCAUGUCAAUGAAACAUUUGUAUCAAAGCUUCUCUAUUCUUCUCCAGAGCCAGUGAAGGAGAAAGAGAAAAUAUUUCAGAAAAGAAGUAGAAGUUUACACGGUUCCAGAUCCCGAAGUCCUUCUCAGCUUCGUCAGAGUAUUUCAUGAAUGAGAUUGUCCCAAGGUAAAUUAUGUUCUAAACCUGGCUGCCCAGGGAACCAUCGAGACUCGCAUCGUUGCCAUAAUGGUAAGAAUAUCAGAAAUUUACAAACCAGUCGCUCUCCAAAGAAAAACUUGGGAUGUGGAGUGCAGACUAACAUCCAAAUGAGGGAUUUAGAAAACUUUGAUCUUUCUGAGAUCAAAGUUUUCAAGACUUAUGAGAAGAUGCUCGAGAACACCUCAAAGCUAAUCUGUAAACACUGUUCUGUCAAGCUGAGGCCAGAGAAAUUUUAUGAGCAUAUUUUGCUUGGAAACUGACAGAAUCAUAUCUCUAAGCACUCAAGGAAAAGAUCUGAGGUGAUAAAGGGAAAUGAGAUUCAGUAUAAGAAUAAAGAAGUAGUAGGAACUUGAGGAAAUUGGAACUCAUUAAACCGGCCCGAUAAAGGAUCCAGGAAAGAUAGCUCACUUAUUUCUCAGAAGACCUGAAAAUCUAAUGCAUUGAUACAGAUUGAUCAAAAUUCUUGUACAGAAUUAGGUAGUUCAAAGGAUGAGUUACUCAGAUAUCUUUCCCUCAACAACCCUAAAUAAACUUUCUUCUCUUUCAAUCAAUAA